Megalops cyprinoides (Indo-Pacific tarpon) is the source of this 1221-nucleotide messenger RNA. Its product is annotated as neuromedin-K receptor. The transcript is spliced from 5 exons. Gene Ontology annotation, cellular component: sperm midpiece; plasma membrane. Gene Ontology annotation, molecular function: tachykinin receptor activity. Lineage: Eukaryota; Metazoa; Chordata; Actinopteri; Elopiformes; Megalopidae. The coding region runs from base 1 to 1221 and encodes 406 amino acids. Gene Ontology annotation, biological process: G protein-coupled receptor signaling pathway; positive regulation of flagellated sperm motility. The record is from RefSeq and is a predicted model, not a curated record.
AUGGCAUCAUCAGUUAAUGGAUCCAACGUGUUAGGGAAUUUUACCAACCAGUUUGUUCAGCCUCCAUGGCGAAUCGCACUAUGGUCAGUCGCCUAUAGCUUCGUAUUAGCCGUGGCAGUCUUCGGAAACCUGAUUGUAAUUUGGAUAAUCUUGGCACACAAGCGAAUGCGAACUGUCACCAACUACUUUUUGCUUAACUUGGCUUUUUCCGAUGCCUCAAUGGCCACCUUUAACACUCUUAUUAAUUUCAUAUAUGCUGCUCAUGGUGAAUGGUACUUUGGUGACUCUUAUUGCAAGUUCCACAACUUCUUUCCUGUCACUGCAGUUUUUGCCAGCAUCUAUUCGAUGACAGCCAUCGCUGUUGACAGGUACAUGGCCAUUAUUCACCCCCUGAAGCCCAGACUGUCUGCAAAGGCGACUAAAGUGGUCAUCGUCUGUAUCUGGGCUCUGGCAGUCGUGUUGGCCUUCCCGCUGUGUUUCUACUCCACCACCAAGACCAUCCCCAGAAGGACGCUCUGCUUUGUGGCCUGGCCUCGGCCCUUGGAGGACUCUUUCAUGUAUCAUAUCAUUGUGACUGUGUUGGUGUACAUGCUGCCCCUAGUGGUGAUGGGCAUCACCUACACCUUUGUGGGAAUCACAUUGUGGGGAGGAGAGAUCCCUGGAGAUACAUCAGAUAAUUACCAUGAGCAGCUCAGGGCCAAGAGGAAGGUGGUGAAGAUGAUGAUCAUCGUGGUUUUGACCUUUGCAUUCUGCUGGCUGCCCUAUCACAUAUACUUCAUUGUCACUGGACUCAACCGGUUGUUGAGCAAGUGGAAAUAUAUUCAGCAGAUCUACCUGUCAGUAAUGUGGUUAGCCAUGAGCUCUACCAUGUACAAUCCCAUUAUAUACUGCUGUCUCAACAGCAGGUUCCGGGCCGGCUUCAAGCGCGCGCUCCGCUGGUGCCCCUUCGUCAAGGUGUCCAGUUACGACGAGCUGGAGCUGCAGGCGACCCGCUUCCACCCCACCCGCCAGAGCAGCAUGUACACCGUGUCCCGCGUGGAUUCAAGCGUAGUGGCAGCGUAUGACCCCGCCGAUGGGGACAGGCCCCACCACGGCAGGCAGAAAAGCUGCGCAUCACAAUACAGAGGUGGCGCCAACGGCUGCUUCAGCAACAGCGAGAUGACCUCGCUGAGCUUCAGCCUCUACAGUGCCCACAGUGCCCACACCAGGGAGCUCUCCUGA